Strongylocentrotus purpuratus (purple sea urchin) is the source of this 1709-nucleotide messenger RNA. RefSeq lists its product as uncharacterized. The record is from RefSeq and is a predicted model, not a curated record. NCBI's taxonomy places the organism in Eukaryota, Metazoa, Echinodermata, Echinoidea, Camarodonta, Strongylocentrotidae.
UUCACCGUCACCGUCAAUGUUGGAAACGGGAAGGGGGCGUGCAAGUGUGAUAACAAAAAGAUCUAGGAACGAUUUUUCUUUCAACUCGAAAUGAUAUUUGACGGCAAAUCCUGGUCGACUUAAUAAUGGCGAGUGGACCUGCCGGCAGGCCACGGGUGAGGCAAAGUUCUUUUCGGAAGAUGAUCAAUGAAAUCUUGGACGAAAGAGGCAGAGACAAGCUGUGUCGAUCGCUCCCUAGUCAAGAUGGAUUCGGUAGGAUUCCUAUGGAAGUGAACUGUUUCUGGGCCAGGCUUUUUUCUCAGCAUUUCGUAGCGGAGGUUCCAGAAGAAUUAAGAGAUGACAUGCUCUUCUUCAUCCAUCGCAAGCAACCCACAUCCAGGCAAGACAGACAGCAAGCGAGAUUGGAGGUGUUUCGUCAGGAUUCUAAGAACCUUCCUAGUUUAGGAGAACCCAACAUCGACUGGGAGGAAACAGUUUAUCUUAAUCUUAUUCUACAACAGUACAACUACAUCUUAACAUGCGCCGUCUGCAUCAAGUCAGAAGGGACGCUGACGAUACUCCGGAAGCACACCGAGCAGGUCUUUGCCAGUCCCUCCAGGAGACGCAUGGAUAGCAAAGGAGAGGAGUCAGAAGUCUCCUAUCCUAAUAUAUUCUUCAUCAUUGAUAACUUCGAUGAGAUCUUUGGUGAUUUCACCGUCCAAGAAGGCCAGAUGUUCUGCGUGGAACUGGUCGCAAGCGAGAAACAAGGUCCAUUCCGUAGCGUAGUCUUCCUGGGAUCAGUGCGCCAUGAAGCCCUCAAGAAAGUCUAUGAUAACCGAGCCAGUGUAUCUUCGAAGGUUGCUAGCAAGGUGUCGAUGGGGUUUUCCAAGGGGCGGGGUCGAGUGGAGUUCAUUCGGAUGAGAGGGCCAGAGGGCAAGGGUUUCGCGGAGGUCGCCGUCAGCCGGGCAAGCUGGUCCUCGUCCGUGGAGAGUAGUACGGAGGAUGUGCAUUCAGCGUCAGAAAGUUUUGACUCGACAACCGAUGGGCCCUCAACGUCCACAGGGAGCCUGCCUCGUGAUGUCAUCAUAGGUUCACCGAUCCACAAAGGCUUACGCAAAUCUCAGUCUGACAGCGAGACCCUGUCAACGCUGACCAACGGCAAGGACGAGGAAGCGGCUUGCCAGUCAGAAGACGAGGGACCCCCCAGUAGUUGGAGCAGGCGAUGGAUGAGACGGACAUCAGAUGCUCUCCUACGACUCACCAUGCGUAGCACCCAGGUACCAGCCCUCAACGUUCAUCUCACUUACGUAACUCUACCGUGGCAUCGAAUAAUAGCAGAUGUGCUGGAAGUCAAGAAGAAACCAGUUUUAAGCUAGCACACGGUUGCCAUGGAAAUGCCCUGUCACCAACCGAUCCUUCUCAGGUUUUUAGGUAGUGUAGGAAACCCAGUACGAACAAAUUAAUAGUAGCUAAGAAAUGAUUUCAAUUUGUAGUAUUUUACAAAAACAACGACAAUAACUUUUUUCUAGAACUAUAUAUCAUAGUCAAAUUUUGUUAUUUCAUUUAUUGAAACCCUGGACAAAUUAAUAGUAGCUAAGAAUCGAUUUUAAUUUGUAGUAUUUUACAAAAACAAUGACAAUAACUUUUUUCUAGAAAUAUAUACAUGUAUAUCGUAGUCAAAUUUUUCAAUUCCAUUUAUUAGAACCAUGAAGCUCAGUAAAGAGUGCUGU